Molecule: messenger RNA, 1265 nt
Organism: Dermacentor silvarum
Lineage: Eukaryota; Metazoa; Arthropoda; Arachnida; Ixodida; Ixodidae
Exons: 4
Coding region: 274-1254 (326 amino acids)
Source: RefSeq, a predicted model, not a curated record
GUGAGUAGUGAGGUAGAAGUGGUCGCGCUGUGUUUGCAAACCUCCGGCGUAACAGCGGACCCGCACGAGAUUGUGGUGAGAAUCACCGACGCAUUCCGGGACCCAUCGAUCGUGGAGGCAAAGUGCUCGUGCACUGCUGGAUUGUCGCAAAAGUGCAAGCACAUCUCAGCUGUUUUGAUCCACUGUUAUAGAUCAGGCCUUGGGUCCCUGCCACCACUUAGCUGUACAGAUGUGGCGUGUGCAUGGGGCACAAAAAAGAAACUUGUGCAAAAUAUGUAUGCACCUGCACCCAUCCGAACAUAUUGCCAUGUGAAGCUGCCUGUCCCUCCUCCACAAGUUCCAGUGACUGAUGCCACGCAUAUGCUGCAGAUCCUCCAAAACAGUGCUCCAAGUUCUGCUAUUGCAGUAUUCAAAAAACGCAGAAGAGGGCAAAACAGCUCCACAACAGAGUCUCGGACCAAGAAUGCUAAACAAGCCUGCCGUUCCGCCCCACUUCCCAUGUUGGAAAUGAUGAGGGUUCAAGCAACUCAACUGAAGCAGAAGGCACCGGAAGAAGUCAUGUUGCAUGUGUGUGAACUAUAUGGUGGAGAGCGUGCUAGGAGUGAGAUUGAAUCCUUGACACGGGGACAGUCGAAUUCUCCAGAAUGGCACAGAUAUCGAAAGGGCCUGGUAACUGCGAGCAUUGCUCAUGCUUGUAUGACUCGCGCGAAGACUUUUCUUCGUUCGAAAGGUGCGGCCAACAUUGAUCCAUUUCUUAUGCUUAUUUUAAGAAGCAGAACUAUUACAACACCAGCAAUGCAUGUUGGGAUUACGAAGGAAAGUGCAGCGCGUGCUGCUUACAAAACAUGGCAAGAGGCACUGGGGCACACACUGGAAGUGCGCCAGAGAGGGCUCGUUUUGUUCGAGGAGUUUCCCUUCAUAGGCUGUUCCCCCGACGGCGUUGCAAGUUUUUCGUGCAAAUGCUGCGAGGGCAAGGAAGUCCUCUUGGAGAUUAAAUGCCCAACAAAGCUCGACAACUCUUUCAAGAACUACGACACCUUAGAGCCUAAGUUGGAGUAUUUAACACAAGUUAAUGUACAAAUGGCUGUGUGUCAUGUAAAAGAGGCCCAUUUUUUUGUUUAUUGUAGUGACAUUUCUUUUUGUUGUGCUGUAGUGAACUACAACAGCGGUGCCUUUGAUGAUUUCAAGGAUUCAAUCAUUAGCAUAUAUAAAGAAAGAGUGAUAUCGGAGCUUCUCUUGAGGCUAAGCCACUGAUAUCGUACUUG